Seriola aureovittata is the source of this 3662-nucleotide messenger RNA. RefSeq names its product voltage-dependent calcium channel gamma-4 subunit-like. The transcript has 5 exons. Gene Ontology annotation, biological process: postsynaptic neurotransmitter receptor diffusion trapping; neurotransmitter receptor internalization; regulation of AMPA receptor activity. Gene Ontology annotation, cellular component: AMPA glutamate receptor complex; voltage-gated calcium channel complex; postsynaptic density membrane. Lineage: Eukaryota; Metazoa; Chordata; Actinopteri; Carangiformes; Carangidae. Gene Ontology annotation, molecular function: voltage-gated calcium channel activity; channel regulator activity. The coding region runs from base 1214 to 2221 and encodes 335 amino acids. The record is from RefSeq and is a predicted model, not a curated record.
ACUGAGAGGAAGUGGGACAGCGUGGCUGGAAAACCAGGGGACCAGGAAGUGAUUCAGAGCUUGGGAUCAUAGGAUGGGGCCCACGUCAAAGAGAUGGAACAGUACAAACAGCAGCAGCCAGGGCCAAACACUGCAGGCCCUCUCUGGUUGCCUCCCUCUCUCAGUGCCAGUGUGAAAAAGAAGAUUGCUCCACUGAAAAAAAGACCCCUAAUCUGCAAACAGCUGAGGGCUUAAAGUGACAGGCCUGGCCCUGAGCACACUUUAUAAGACUGUAGUCAUUAAGGAGCGCAGAGUCUCAGUUUGUUGUAACUUUCUUACUAUUUUUAUGAGCGAGGUGAUCUUGCACGCAGACGGUUCCAAGUUCAAAGUGGUGUUGAUGGAUGUUUUAAGAAAUAUUUAAUCAGUGGUGCUUUCAGCGUCUUUAAAAGGUGCUGCUACAGUAGUUCAAUCACAACUCAAAUCGCUCUAAUCUCCACUCUGCUGUCAGAAAUGGUGUUUUUAAAAAUAUUUUUCUUGAUUUCUAGAUGUUUUUGAAAAACGUUUGAAACUGCAUGCAUGUGUGUAUGUACUGUAUGGGUGUUUUUUUUAUAUGUGGUUGUGGGGUAAUUGGCCUUAAUUGUGUGUGAUAUACAAACUGCAAAGACUUUUUUCUACUCACAGAAAGGCUUAAUUCUACUGCUACCUAACAUUAACUGUGAGUGUUUGUGUAGGUCUGUUGAUUUGUUCUUCCAGCUGCUGUUCACUCCGCCGUUUCCCAUUGGCUUGGCUACAGCCGUGGAAGGUGUGGUCUGGAUGAAGGAUGCUGCAGCCUUUGUCAAACCCUGCAGUUUAAUAUUGAAUAGUAAACUGUAAAGAAGCCGUGGCCAUGUGUGAUCGACAUAAACGUUCCCGACUUCCUUAUAAUUCAUGCUAAAGCUGCACUUGUUCAAGGAAUGCGUCUCCAGAUUUUCAGCCACCUGUGGCAGGAUUUAAGAUGAAGACAUGGCUAGACGAAAACUGCUUUUUGGUCAAGCUCUGUAACUUGGAUUGAACUCCGACUGAAGUUUAGGAGGGAGAGGAACUCCGAUUAAGCAGUUGAGGAUCGAAGGCUUUGACUUGAUGAGAGGGAAAAACCGCGAGAUGCGAGCGCGUCUUCUGACCAUAACCAUGGGCACCGUGCGCUCCUCGCCUUGUGCGUAAGCUGCUGUGGACGGUCCACACAUUAUGAGACGCAAUGGCAUGGUGUGACCGAGGGGUUCAGACUUUGCUGGCCAUCGUAGGGGCCUUCGCUGCCUUCAGCCUCAUGACCAUCGCCAUCGGCACCGACUACUGGCUUUACUCUCGUGCGUACAUCUGCAACGCCACUAAUGUCACCACGGACGAAACCCAGAUGCAAACCAAGAAAGUCAAAGGCGAUCUGACGCACUCUGGACUGUGGAGGAUCUGCUGUAUCGAAGGUAUCAACAAAGGAAGCUGUUUUCGGAUCAAUCAUUUUCCAGAGGAUAAUGACUACGAUACAGACAGCUCUGAGUACAUCUUACGUAUAGUGCGCGCAUCAAGCCUAUUCCCCAUUCUCAGCACCAUCCUGCUGAUGCUGGGUGGCCUGUGUGUCGGGGUGGGCCGCAUCUACAGCCGCAAGACCAACAUCCUGCUUAGUGCUGGCAUCCUGUUUGUGGCUGCAGGCCUGAGCAACAUCAUCGGCAUCAUCGUCUACAUCUCCAGCAACGCCGGCGAUCCCAGUGACAAGAAAGAUGAGGACAAGAAGAACCAGUACAACUACGGAUGGUCCUUCUACUUCGGCGCCCUCUCCUUCAUCGUGGCCGAGUCGGUGGGCGUUCUUGCCGUCAACAUAUAUAUCGAGAAAAACAAAGAGACACGCUUCCGAGCCAAACACGACUUCAUGAAAACCAUACCCUCCUCUUCACCUUACUCUCGCAUCCCAAGUUACCGCCACAGACGAAGGCGCUCACGCUCCAGUUCAAGGUCGACUGAUCCAUCCCGCGACCCCUCCCCGGUGGGGAUGAAAAUCGGUGGAGGAAGUGGUGGUGGAGGAGGAGGGUUGGCAAUGGGGUUGCCGAUGGGGGAUAUAUCCCUGUAUGCCCUUAGUAGGGACCCUCUGAAGGGUGGUAGUGGGACUGCAGGGCCCUACAGUCCUGAGAGGGACUCUGGGUUUUUACAAGUCCACAACUGCUUCCAGAAAGAUCUGAAAGACGGAGUAAACAGGAGGACCACACCGGUAUGAGGUCAGGAGUGUAUUGCUGUGUAAAACAAUAAGCUUGAUGGAGCGCACUAGAUUUAGUAUAGUUGAUGAAAAAGGACAAUUCCUCCCCGGGGCUGUUUAGGCAGCAGCGGUGCUGAAAGGUCAGAGCUCAAAAUUGUUUUUCUUGCGUCCCUCUGUGACAGAAAAGUGCCAAUCUGUGUUUCAUUUGAAGGAAGAGGGGAACUGAUAUCAAAAUAACUUUUUAUUAUAUGACUCAAUAUCUUUAAAAUGUGGAUGCGGACAUUUUGUAGCAAUAUUUUAAGAGUUUCAUUCUCAAAUGUGAUACCCACUGUUUGUAAGUGACUUCUACUCUUACAGAAAGGCUGAAAAUUGAAGUUCUGGCACUCCUUAAAGGACAGUCACUUACUGGAGCUAAGUUUUGCUACUGCUACAUAGCCAGAGUUAAUAGCCAUUUACUUAUUAGUCUUGCAAAGAUCUUAAGCCAUUGCUGCGUUUAUAAUAGGUUAUAAUACGCGUUCUGAGCAGUGCUGCUUCUCGGAAUGUGACUGUCUGACUGGGCUGGGGCUAGCUGGUUAGCAUGCCAACUUUAAUAGAAGAAAAGAUGUAGCAAAACAACUGGGUUGUUUUCCACCACUACAGACAGCUGUUGGUGAGAAAAGGAAAUACGUUUUAUACUGUUUCCUAAAGACUAGUAAGUAAACAACUGCUGAUGCUAACGUUGGCUAUAUAGCAAUAGCAAAACUUACAAAUAUCCCCUUUAACACUUGAUAAAAGGGUAAAAGGAGGAACCUUUUGUAGACUUGAUGCUCAAUAUAAUAAAGAGUCUAAAUGUUGAACUUCAGGCAAUGAUGUUUUUCCUCCGAAGUAGCUGUAUAGUGUUUUGAAAAUGAACUUAUUUGUUUUAUUCUGAGACAAAAUUAUUUGCUAAAACGAAGUGAUUUACGUGGUUGUUUGUAAUCAGAAUAUUAUUGUAUUGUAUUUGUUUGUAACUUAACACAACUGGUGCUAACUUAAUCUGUACACCUUUGAUAGUCUUAAGCCUUCUCAACUGCCAUUUAAAUACUUUUACUGCAUCUGAGUAACCUCUCUCAAGCUUGUAUGUGAGUCAUGUGAUAUAUAUGUGUGUUACAGUAUGUGAAGUGUGUUAUGGCUCUGAAACACUGCCACACUAUGACACACUAUGAAUAUGGAUUCUGUAGAUAUACAGUAUAUAUCAACAACCAUGUCAAGGCACACAGUAAUGUCAGUACAUUCCAGUAUGCUGUGUGAUGUAUCAGUAUAAACAUUCUUUGUACAGACUGUCUGUGUAGUUUGCUCUCCAUUCGCUCAGGGACGAUGUAUUGAACAAAUGAUUUCCUUACCCAAGUCAGACAGACUGUUACAGUUGGUGUGUGUAAAAACAGUGGUGAGAUCACACUGUAUGCAUUGCUGUUAAUUAAUAUGACUCUUGUUUCUGCAUUUA